AUGGCGGCCAUCAAGAUGCUCGUGCUCCUGGCGCUGGGCGCCUUCCUGCUCAGUCCAGCUCCAGCAUCGGCGGUUAAAUGGACGCCGGCGUUCGCGACAUUCUAUGGCGGCGGCGACGCGUCCGGAACGAUGGGCGGGGCCUGCGGAUACGGCAACCUGUACGGCGCCGGGUACGGCACGCGGACGACGGCGCUGAGCACGGCGCUCUUCAACAACGGCGUGUCGUGCGGGGCGUGCUUCACCAUCGCCUGCGACACGCGCAAGUCAACGUGGUGCAGGCCAGGCACCUCCAUCACCGUCACCGCCACCAACUUUUGCCCGCCCAACUACGCGCUCCCCAGCAACGACGGCGGCUGGUGCAACCCGCCGCGGCAGCACUUCGACAUGUCGCAGCCCGCCUGGGAGACCAUCGCCGUCUACCGGGGCGGCAUCGUCCCCGUCAACUACAGGCGGGUGCCGUGCCAGCGCAGCGGCGGCAUCAGGUUCACCAUCAACGGCCACAGCUACUUCGAGCUCGUGCUCGUCACCAACGUCGCCGGCAGCGGCGGUGUCGCGCAGAUGUCCAUCAAGGGCUCCGCCACCGACUGGAUCGCCAUGAGCCAGAACUGGGGCGCCAACUGGCACACCGGCGCCUACCUUAACGGCCAGAGCCUCUCCUUCCGCGUCAAGUCCGACGACGGACGCGUUGUCACCGCCGACAACGUCGCGCCCUCCGGCUGGUCCUUCGGCGGCACCUACACGUCCGGGGCUCAGUUCUAG
Lolium rigidum is the source of this 759-nucleotide messenger RNA. Its product is annotated as expansin-A8-like. Gene Ontology annotation, cellular component: extracellular region. Lineage: Eukaryota; Viridiplantae; Streptophyta; Magnoliopsida; Poales; Poaceae. Bases 1 to 759 code for a protein of 252 amino acids. Gene Ontology annotation, biological process: plant-type cell wall organization. The record is from RefSeq and is a predicted model, not a curated record. The transcript is spliced from 2 exons.